Molecule: messenger RNA, 813 nt
Organism: Asterias rubens (European starfish)
Lineage: Eukaryota; Metazoa; Echinodermata; Asteroidea; Forcipulatida; Asteriidae
Exons: 5
Coding region: 80-709 (209 amino acids)
Source: RefSeq, a predicted model, not a curated record
UGCAAAAAAGAAAAUAUCUGACGAAAUAAAAGAGCUACAUAUCUAUCUACAGCCACUCCCUCAAAAAAACGGACCAAAGAUGGUUUGUGACUGCUGUAAAAACCCAUAUUGUGAGUUCCUGUGGAGACAUUAUACUCCCGUUGUGCGAAUAUGGGGGAUGGGAACAGCGGCAGCUUUCUGGGCUGUUGGGAUCACAGCAUUACAAACGUCAGACUUCUUUGGUAUAUACUUUAUAGUUGUUGCGUCAAUCAUCACAUUACUGGAAGUGAUUUUCUUCUUUGAACCCUGUUUUGAAAAAUGUUGCUCACCCGACAGUUGCUGUGGCAAGACAUGGACCAUCGUCUCGUGGCUGGAUAAUUGGAAAAGAAGUGCCAUCUACAUUGCACUCUCCGUCAUAUGUUAUCUUGACAGUAAAAACAUCUGGGCGAUAGUUGCUGCGGUGGUAUUAGACACCCUUGCGAUACUCUACAUGCUGCGUACGUAUCAGCAACAGGCCAUCAGACACGCCGGCGACCUGUCACCCGAGGAGGGUGCUCCGUCCGCCAGUGGCUACUCUCGUUUUGAUGAAAAGAAAGCGAAGAAGGAAACGGAUAGCCUUGUGGCGUCCUCAGUGGAGAAAAGGGAGCGCAAAGAGGAAAGUACAAACCCAUUUGAUGAUGAUGCCGACCCCGAAGGCGACGCUGGGAUUUCAAGGUACCCACAGUAUUAAAGAGGUUAAGAGAAGCUGCUUAUUUUGGAACGGUUCUCUUUAAACCCCAGUCCCAAUUUCAUAGCUCUGUUUCUGCAAAAUAUUUUGGGAAAGCUCCACAAAAA